AUGAAAUCGAAAUAUGACACUUCUCAGUUUGACAGAGGAGUGGAUGUUUCGGCUAUAGGUUGCGGCGACAGAGUACACGCAUUUGAGGAAGAAAAGAACUGUGGCACUUCAAGGGCCGCGAAUUUGGCUAGUUAUGGAUUGAGUAAGGACUGCAAAGGCGGAGAGGCAAACAUGCGUCAGCCGGGAGUCGAACCCGGGUCGCCUGCUUGGAAGGCAGGUAUCCUAACCCACGCUGAAGCAUUUGAAUUUGGUGAGAAUGCCGUAGCACAGUGGCAACACUGUCAUUUGAACUGUUUCUUACCGUAUCGCGGCAUUUUGGCAUGGGACCCACCUUGCACGGCCCCUGAUAUCGAUAGCCGAGAAACAUGGCGUGAUACACCUUCUACUGUUCGCGCCUGCAGAAAAAAGCGCUUCUUUGCCAAAGCAGCCGUAACCGGGGCCUUUGCUUCACCUUAUGGGGAUGAGGGCGAAGAGGAGACGCCCUGGAGACAGGCCAACUUGGGACUCUCCGGCACAACUUUAUCGCCUUCUGCGCACUUACUGCUGCUCCUUUGUCUUGUAUGUAGACCCCCAUUCCCCACGGUUUCUCGAGGGAAUUUCUUCUUUCUUAACCCAGCUGAUGCAGAGGCCUCCCGCUGUUUCCAUUCCCGGGAGACAGCUAACAUUGGGGCCCCGGCGGGUGCGGCGUGCUGGCCUCAUUUUUUUCGUGCUGGUUUUCCUGCCUCUGGGCCCGGGGGCAUCGCCAGAGUGGCUGACGGUCACUGCGCCUCUUCGCUACACGCAUCUGUCGACACGACUACGAAACCUUCGCACCCUGCAGCAGAAGGGGGUCUAAGUGGGGAGUCAACAAGAAAGGCCCACACGCAGCCGCGUCCCCCCGCCAAAUUUGUUGCUGAGGAGCACUUUCUUCAUGAGCUGCUCACGAGGAUCUUUACGCUGCAUCUGCGCAUGCAGGACUUGCUGCAGUACCAACAACAACAAUCGGUGCAGCUCCGUUCCGAAGAUUCUGCAGUUUCUCUUCCCACGCUGCACCUUUACGAGAAAAAAGAUGGAUCUUGCGUGGCUGCAGCAGACAUUGUUGCCCAGGUGUUCAUCCUAGCGUCUUUGAGGGCACGGUUCCCUGACGACGUAUGCAUAGCUGAAGAGACAGCUGACUUGUUUUCCCCUCUGCUGCCUGAAGGGGCCUUUCUCAGGGGCCCUGCAGCGAGCAAGAGGGGUCCAGGGCAGCAGCUGGUGUCCGACGUUCAAACUGCAGUACAGACAGCGGCUGAGCAGCUCUUUAAGGAGUUGCGGCUUCCAGAAAAGCUUCUCACGGAGAAUGGGGCCUCACCUGCAUCGAUAAAUAGAAACGCCUUCACAGAUAGAGGGCAUUAUGCUUCUGCAGCCACAUUGGAGGCCUCGGGGCCCCCUGUCUCGACAGUACUCCUUGCGACAAGAGGGGCACCCUGGCACUUACUCCGGGAGGUCGUCUGGCUGCUCGCUAAGGGAUCGCCCCAACACCUUCUUGCCCUGUUACGCGAAGGAUUUCAGGAAGGCCUUGCACCAGAAGCAGUAGAACGGGCAGCGUGCCUGCGAAGAGCAGCGGCUGCCACAACAAUGGAAGGCCGCGAGCACCUAAAGGUUUCCUCGGCAGUAAGUGAUGCUGAGGAACCGCAAGGAGGCUGGGCUACAGCUCUUUUACUACGAGGACUGCAGCGGUUGCUGUGUCGCCCUGGGGCCUUUCUUUCAGAGCAAGCAGCAAUUGCUUCCCCUGAAACAGGAGCAGCAGCAUCCGUCACAUCAAGAGCACCAGCUGCAGGAGAAACACAGGGGCCAAGGGGUUUGCGGUGCUGGUUGAUCGAUCCCAUAGACGGCACACGGGCCUUCUUUGAGGAACAGAAGCACCACUGCUUCUCAACGGCGGUUGCACUGCUGGUGAGUCGGGAGCAGGGGCACACAGCAGGCGAGCUACCUAAAGUGGUGCUCGCGUCCAUUUGUUGCCCCUCGUAUGACCUCUGGAAUAGCUGCCGAGGCAGCAAUAUGCUGCCUUUGUGUUCACCCGGAACGUCAAAGAGCCCUGCACCAGCCGACAAGAGCGGCACUCCUACAGACAGUGCUGCUGACGCCGCGCCUUCUGAUCCUGAAAGCGGCAUCAGGACCCUCCUCAGGGGUCACUCCAACGCGAGGGAAGGUGCUAUCGCCGGCGUAGGGGCUGAAAACAAUGAAGAGAGGCCCUUGCUCUGCGCGGAACGCCUUAGGGGCUGCGUCCUUACGAAGGCUGAGGACCUUCCCGCGAGGCUCACUGUCCGAGAUAUUCGCUCUGGGGCCUUACUACAGCUUGUGCAGCAGCAGGAAGAAGAGGAGGUUCAAGGGCAGCAACAGCAAGCUGCUCCACUGCAGCCAGUAGCAGGCAGUACCACAGGCGAUUGGCCUUGGUGCAUAAAUCAUGGCCAUCGUGGGGCUCGUCUGCCUGCUGCGGCAACUGGAGCAGCAACUCCAGAAAAACCCUCACAGUCGGCAGCAAACGCUUCUUCCGUCCCAUUUAGGUGGACUGUCUCUACGCCGAACUACGAGCGAAUGCAUAGCUUGCUGCAGGAGCACCUGUCCUCCCCUUUAGGGGGGCCUGCACCUUCAUGGACAGUGCCCCCUGAGGAGCACCCUCUAGAGGACUUCGGGUCUGGACGGUUGUAUGCGAUGCCUUAUGUGCCUUAUAGUAAAAUACCUCCAGAGGGCCUGGCCACUCCGACGAAGGGUGAUUCAUCUUCAAGCCGUGUGCCGAACAACCUGUCGGAUCGGCGUUUAGCGAGAGACGCCCCGUCGGGGAGGGCCUCUAAGGGCCAACAGUUUCUGGCACUCAGGUGCGGGCACAUUGUGAAGUACCUCGCAGUGGCCUUAGGCCAUGCAGACGCCUUCCUGUUACUUCCCACUCGCUACCAGAGAAAGCUCCCUGUGGGGCCUGCUGCUGGCUGUUUAAGCGCUCACACUGCGCAUCUAGUGCAGCCACAAGCCAGAGCUCAUGACUCGUUUGACGGGCUCUCACCUGCACACCCAAGCCCCCAGGGGGAAGAGGCCACUGGGAGAAAAGACGGGGCCUCUGUGGCUUGUGGGAGGCCUCUGCUCAUGGUGUGGGACCAUGCAGCUGGCGCUGCUAUUGUCGAGAUGUUAGGAGGCGUUGUCUUAGAUUCUGCGUGGCAGCGUGUACAGAGCUACUGCUACCUGCCCCCUAAGUCUCCUUCGGAUGUGGCCAGCCGCUCCCCUGAGGCCUCCGCACAAGGGUGGCAAGCCACCACUGCAGCGCGUGCAGCUGGGAGUCCGCAAUCGGGGGCCCUUCUGACCUCAUUCUUGAGAACCAACCCAUUGCCUCUUCAGGAGACCGCGCUGCCCCCAGUGGCCUUCGCACUCAGGGGUGAGGCUCUUGUCGCCGCUCGUAACCCGCAGGCGGCGGCCAGGGCGUUUGCGGCGCUGGGAGCACUGAAGAACUCUUACUAA
Molecule: messenger RNA, 3468 nt
Organism: Cyclospora cayetanensis
Lineage: Eukaryota; Apicomplexa; Conoidasida; Eucoccidiorida; Eimeriidae
Exons: 6
Coding region: 1-3468 (1155 amino acids)
Biological process (GO): phosphatidylinositol phosphate biosynthetic process
Molecular function (GO): phosphoric ester hydrolase activity
Source: RefSeq, a predicted model, not a curated record